This is a messenger RNA of Nematostella vectensis (starlet sea anemone), 829 nucleotides long. RefSeq lists its product as uncharacterized. NCBI's taxonomy places the organism in Eukaryota, Metazoa, Cnidaria, Anthozoa, Actiniaria, Edwardsiidae. The transcript has 3 exons. The record is from RefSeq and is a predicted model, not a curated record. Bases 66 to 773 code for a protein of 235 amino acids.
CAUGCACUUGUAUUCCAAGCGUCCCCUUGUGCGCGCCUGGCCAUAGAAAACAACUCCCGCCCGUCAUGAACGCAGUGACUGGCGUUGUCGGUGCCUUUGUACAGUAUAUAUAUACAUGGCUUCCCAAAACACCGUCACAGAAUGCCCAAUCAAGAACAAGCUUGCCACGCCUCGUCAAAGGAAAAAAUACAAGGUCUCAUCCGGACGAUCAGUCUUCGGACUCCUCAGACUCGGACACAUUCCAUCGCGUAGCUAAAGGUUGCUCGUUACCAAGUAGGACUAGUUUCACGGUGCGCAAAGCCAAACGCCUUGCGGAACUCAAGCGCCGAGAAAACGCGCACGAGGGGACCAGUGACAGUAGCUUACUUUCGUACAGCGAGCUAGAAGUACACGGGUCGGGAGUUGAGAAACAAAAGAAAGGAGACCCUAAAUACAGAAAGGCAAAAAGAGGGACAGCUAGGAGAUGGGUCGCUCCUAUACAGAGCUUUGCGCAGGGUAUGGUACCAGCCAAUAGUCUUGUUGCCGUGGAAACCUAUGGAAUGCUGCCUUGUGUAGAACAUCGCCCUCUUCGACUAGCAGACGCCUUCAACGAGAUGCCCAUUUCAGGGGAUUCAAUAAAGAAGCAAAGCAAAGUAAGAUCCAAGAGGAGAAACAAAAAAUCCUUCCUUGAAGCGCCCCGCGGAAAAGCUAAGAGACCUAUCGACACUGUCCAUAAUCUCAGCAAGACGAUCACAGUAAUACGGGUAACGCCGGCUCCUCAUCCGGGGAAUUAAGCUGCCAAAUAAUCAAUGGGACUCCUUAUUAAAAAGUGCCUAAUUUCCAUGCCAAA